AUGGCAGCGGCCAACUUCGGCAAGAUCCAGAUCGGGAUCUAUGUGGAGAUCAAGCGCAGCGAUGGUCGAAUACAUCAAGCUAUGGUAACAUCUCUCAAUGAAGAUAAUGAAAGCGUUACCGUUGAAUGGAUUGAAAAUGGAGACACUAAAGGCAAAGAGAUUGACUUGGAGAGUAUAUUCUCACUUAACCCAGACCUUGCGCCUGAUGAAGAUAUUGAACCCAGCCCAGAGACUCCACCACCUCCCACUCCUUCAGCCAAAGUAAACAAGAUUGUGAAGAAUCGACGGACUGUGGCUCCUAUUAAGAAUGAAACUCCUGCCAGAGACAACAGAGCGGUUGGUUCUGCACGUGCACGGCCUACUCAACUUCCUGAACAGUCUUCCUCUACACAACAGAAUGGUAGUGUUUCAGAUAUAUCUCCAGUUCAAGCUGCAAAAAAGGAAUUUGGACCCCCUUCACGUAGAAAAUCUAAUUGUGUGAAAGAGGUUGAAAAAUUGCAAGAGAAACGUGAGAAAAGAAGGCUACAGCAGCAGGAACUUAGAGAAAAAAGAGCUCAGGAUGUUGAUGCUACAAACCCAAAUUAUGAAAUUAUGUGUAUGAUAAGAGAUUUCAGGGGAAGUUUGGAUUAUAGACCAUUGACAACAGCUGAUCCUAUUGAUGAACACAGGAUAUGUGUUUGUGUACGAAAACGGCCACUCAAUAAAAAAGAAACGGUAAUGAAAGACCUUGAUGUAAUCACAAUUCCUAGUAAAGAUGUUGUGAUGGUACAUGAACCAAAACAAAAGGUGGAUUUAACAAGGUACCUAGAAAACCAAACUUUUCGCUUUGACUAUGCCUUUGAUGACACUGCUCCUAAUGAAAUGGUUUACAGGUUUACAGCUCGACCAUUAGUGGAGACCAUAUUUGAAAGGGGAAUGGCCACAUGUUUUGCAUAUGGGCAAACAGGCAGUGGAAAAACCCAUACUAUGGGUGGUGACUUUUCAGGAAAGAACCAAGAUUGUUCUAAAGGAAUUUAUGCACUUGCAGCUCGAGAUGUCUUUUUAAUGCUAAAGAAGCCAAACUAUAAGAAGUUAGAACUUCAAGUAUAUGCAACAUUUUUUGAGAUUUACAGUGGGAAGGUUUUUGACUUGUUGAACAGGAAGACCAAAUUAAGGGUGCUGGAGGAUGGUAAACAGCAGGUCCAAGUGGUGGGAUUACAUGAACGGGAGGUUAAAUGUGUUGAAGAUGUACUCAAGCUUAUUGAAAUAGGCAACAGCUGCAGAACAUCUGGUCAGACAUCUGCAAAUGCACAUUCAUCUCGGAGCCAUGCAGUGUUUCAGAUUAUUCUCAGAAGGAAAGGGAAACUGCAUGGUAAAUUUUCUCUGAUUGAUUUGGCUGGAAAUGAAAGAGGAGCAGAUACUUCCAGUGCUGAUAGGCAAACACGACUGGAAGGUGCUGAAAUUAACAAGAGCCUUUUAGCACUCAAGGAGUGCAUUAGAGCCUUAGGCCGAAAUAAACCUCAUACUCCAUUCAGAGCAAGCAAACUUACUCAGGUGCUAAGAGAUUCAUUCAUAGGAGAAAAUUCCCGUACCUGUAUGAUUGCUACUAUCUCUCCAGGGAUGGCAUCCUGUGAAAACACUCUAAAUACACUGAGAUAUGCAAAUAGAGUAAAGGAAUUUGGAAUUAGUCCUUCGGACAUUCCCUUCUCACAGAGUAGUGGCAGUCGCUCUGAUCUCUCUCCUUCCUAUGAGUAUGACGACUUUCCUCCUUCGAUCACCAGAGUGAAGGAACUGACGGUUGAUCCUAGUGCUGCAGGAGAUAUCCGUCCAAUUAUACACCAUGCUCCAAAUCAAAUUGAUGAUUUAGAGACACAGUGGGCUGUAGGGAGCUCACCUCAGAGAGAUGAUCUUAAACUUCUUUGUGAACAAAAUGAGGAAGAAGUUUCUCCACAGUUGUUUACUUUCCAUGAAGCUGUGUCACAAAUGGUAGAAAUGGAAGAGCAAGUAGUAGAAGACCACAGGGCUGUCUUCCAGGAAUCUAUUCGAUGGUUGGAAGAUGAAAAAGCUCUUCUAGAGAUGGCUGAAGAAGUAGAUUAUGAUGUGGAUUCUUAUGCUACACAACUUGAAGCAAUCCUAGAACAAAAAAUUGACAUUCUGACUGAACUCCGAGAUAAAGUGAAAUCUUUCCGGGCAGCUCUACAAGAGGAGGAACAGGCCAGUAAACAGAUCAAUCCGAAGAGACCACGUGCCCUUUGAAAUGGGCCUCUGCUGCUAAUGGAUCCCCCGAACCCUUACUGCUGUAACAUACAGUUGUUAUGAGACGGUGGCUGUAAGAACUCAACUACUUGAAAGCGUAAAAACUUUUGAAGUCUCUGUGGAAAUGUCCAGUUUCUCCUUCACCUGAAUGACAUUUUCAGUUUUGUGUGAAACACUUCAAUGAUG
Emys orbicularis (European pond turtle) is the source of this 2421-nucleotide messenger RNA. RefSeq names its product kinesin family member 2A (gene KIF2A). The record is from RefSeq and is a predicted model, not a curated record. Gene Ontology annotation, molecular function: microtubule binding; ATP binding; microtubule motor activity. Gene Ontology annotation, biological process: microtubule-based movement. The coding region runs from base 1 to 2235 and encodes 744 amino acids. NCBI's taxonomy places the organism in Eukaryota, Metazoa, Chordata, Testudines, Emydidae. The transcript is spliced from 21 exons.